Molecule: messenger RNA, 1878 nt
Organism: Beta vulgaris subsp. vulgaris (sugar beet)
Lineage: Eukaryota; Viridiplantae; Streptophyta; Magnoliopsida; Caryophyllales; Amaranthaceae
Product: pectinesterase
Exons: 4
Coding region: 1-1878 (625 amino acids)
Biological process (GO): cell wall modification
Molecular function (GO): pectinesterase inhibitor activity; pectinesterase activity
Source: RefSeq, a predicted model, not a curated record
AUGGAGUACGAUAAACUUAAACCCACCGAAUCAGCUAGGUUCGCAGAACACUUAACCCAAACCCAAACUCGAACUCGAAAAAACAUCUAUGCCCAAUACGUGGUCGUUGCUUUAAUAUCAAUCCUAGUAACGCUAGCAAUAGUAACAACAAUUUUAGUUGUUACAAACCACAAACACAACUACAAAUCUAAUAAUGUACCAUCACCACCAACACGUGUUAACUCGACCGGGUUAACCCAUAACCCGGAAACACCGUUGUCGGAGUCACUGACCCGUAUUUGUCAGGUAACUCGGUAUCCGGACCUAUGUGUUAACUCGUUAGGAAAGUAUAUGAAUAAAAAUUACUAUAUUGAUGAAAUUGGGUACGGUGAGAAACAUGGGAAUAUUGUGCAUGUAUCAUUAAGUGUAACAACAGAAAGAUUAAAAAAAGCAUUGGAUUAUUUUAUGAUGGAAAUCAACGGUUAUGAUGAAGUGAAAGAUUCGUUUCAAUGGUCAGCACAUGAUGAUUGUGUAGAGCUCAUGGAAGAAUCGGUGGAAUUGCUCACACGUAGUGCUAGCCCUCUUCUUCAACUCUCAUUAUCUAAUUAUUCAACCACUAAUCAGAGGAAUAUACAGAGUCAACGCUACACGAAAGACUUGAUGACAUGGAUGGCAACCAUAUGUGCAAACCAAGCCACGUGUACGGAGGGAUUUGAGGAAGCAGGUGGGCCACUUAAAGAUCAAACGGCUCAGACCUUACAAGAGUUAUGGCAGAUAGUAAGCAAUCACUUAGCUUUAUCAAGCACGAUAGUCAACUGCGACAACGACGUCGUAUCACAUAGAAGGUUGAUGGGCCUUGGAAGCCCAAGUUGGAUUUCAAGGAGGAACAUGGAUCAGCUAAGCAGGCCAAUAGACAACAUGCAGCCCAAUAUAACAGUUUCUCAGCAUGAUUAUGGGCCUGCUAAUGGCACUGUUCGGUCCAUUAAGGAAGCUAUUAAAAUGGCUCCAAAGAAAAGCAAGACUCCAUUCGUCAUUCAUGUCAAGGCAGGGAGAUACGAAGAGACGAAUUUAAUGGUGGGAACAAGUAAGACCAACAUAUGGCUUAUAGGCGAUGGUAAAGGAAAGACAAUUAUAACGGGAAGUAAAAGUGUGUUACGUAAUAAUGUAACAACUUUGAAGACCCCCACUUUUGGUGUUAAAGGGCCUGGUUUUAUGGCUCGUGGAAUAACAUUUGAAAACACAGCAGGUGCAGAGAAUCACCAAGCUGUGGCGCUUCUAGUUAGAUCUGAACAAUCGGUGUUUUACGAUUGUGAGAUGAAAGGUUAUCAAGACACUUUAUACGUACUUACGAACCGCCAGUUUUACCGAAACUGUGAUAUAUAUGGAACAAUAGAUUCCAUAUUUGGUAAGGCACAAGCAAUGUUCCAAAACUGCACCAUUUACUCCCGUAAGCCUAUGGAGCAACAAAAGAACACAAUCACAGCCCAAAAACGACCAUGUCCUUAUACAUGUUCAGGUAUAUCCAUCCAUGAAUGUCAAAUUCGCGCCGCGCCAGAUUUGGAACCUGUGAAAUCAAACUACUCAACCUACUUGGGACGUCCAUGGAAUGAGUUAGCAACGGUUGUGUAUAUGUUAUCGUACAUAGGUGAUCAUGUUGACCCACAAGGGUGGUUGCAGUGGAAUUCAACAACUCAAAUAGAUGGUGUGUUUUAUGGUGAGUUUAUGAAUUAUGGUCCAGGUGCUGAUACUAGUCAUAGGAUAAAUUCACCUGGUAUACACGUUAAUAUGACAAUUGUUGAGGCUACUCGAUUUACAGUUGAUCAAUUUAUGGGUGGAUCAUCGUGGAUUGGGCAGACAAAAGUGCCAUUUCAAGCAGGAUUAGGAAAACACCAAAAAUAA